Talaromyces rugulosus is the source of this 1632-nucleotide messenger RNA. RefSeq lists its product as uncharacterized. Lineage: Eukaryota; Fungi; Ascomycota; Eurotiomycetes; Eurotiales; Trichocomaceae. Bases 1 to 1632 code for a protein of 543 amino acids. The transcript has 2 exons. The record is from RefSeq and is a predicted model, not a curated record.
AUGCCUCCGCUGUCCGCCGCGGAGACAGAGAUUGACACCAUCAUCAUCGGAAACGGGCCCUCUUCCAUGAUACUGUCCUACAUCCUUCACGGCCACAUUCCUUAUUACAAAGCUGAUCCGCCGCACCCUGAUCCGCUGCUGCACGCCAAGCUGCGAGAAUCCUCUCCCUGCCUGCUUCGCCAUGACCUCGACACCCUGACGCACCAUUUCGCUGCUUCGCGCCUGUCGUAUUCAACCCAGGCUUUGCCCAUCAAUGUUUUGCUGGACACCCUUCUGCGCCCUGACGGCGAGACGGAUGAUCUGGGCGAGGUGACAAAUCUUGAAUGGCGGCACAAGCCUCAUCGUGCUGUACCGCACUUGGUCAUCGGCAAUGCCUCCAGUCCCGGGGGCCUCUGGGCUGUCGAUGACCCUGUGCCCGUGAGCUGGGAUAUCGGUACCUUGAGCUAUGCUGGCAUGCUCUCGUUGCCUGGAUAUACCUUUGCCGAUCACUAUCGCAAAACCAAAAAGACUGAACUCGCGCCGUUCACCCGUCCAAGCCGGAAGGAAUUGGCAGAGUACCUGCGCAUAUACCCCAAAGAAGCUGGAAUUAGCGACUCCUUUGUAAACGGUACCAUGCUGGACGGCAUAGAGCGCACUGGCGACGGCUUUUACAUACGGUCUCAUCGCCUUCGAUGUAAACAUCUUGUGCUGGCCACCGGUAUAUUCUCACACACAAUUAAACCACCAUCAGUCCUAAUGCCUUUAACCACUCUACAACAAAAUCCCAAGUCAUCCAAGGCACCAUUACUGGUCAUUGGAUCGGGGUUUACUGCCGCAGAUGCCAUCAUAUCCGCGCCGCCCAAUCAGCCAAUCCUACAUGUGUUCCGUUGGACUCCCAACGAACGACCGUCACCACUAAGAGCAUGCCAUCAACAAGCAUAUCCCGAGUAUGCUGGAAUAUAUCGCCUGAUGAAACGGGCUGCGCUGGCUACAUUCACUGCCCAAAAAAGACCCAAGGCUCGGCGGCUAGCAUCAACUUCGUUUUUAGAGAGUAGAAAUUGGGACGAAGUCUACGAAGGCAUACCAUAUUCGGAAAUAGAGGACGUCCAGAUGAAAGAUGGCCAGGCGAUUGUAACAUUUCGUCUGCCGAAUGGAAGCACUCUCGACCGUGCAGUGUCUGGUCUGACCUAUGGAGUUGGCCGAAGGGGAUCACUGGAUUAUCUCGAUCCCACGCUGCGCGUCGAAGUUCUCAAGGGUGUAGAACACCCCGAUGAAAGCGAAAUAUCCGCAAAAACAUUACGCAAUAAGGUGAUGGAAGAUCUCGAAGUGGCCCCCGAUGUAUUCGUCAUUGGAAGCCUGACAGGCGACUCGUUGAUUCGGUUCGCUUAUGGUGGCUGUGUGUAUGCUGCCAGCACCCUGAUCACAGAUCUGAGUGUGAGCAGUGGGAUAUGCACCCCUAAACGGCCUGCGGGCACUCCGACAGGGGGCCGUGAAGCCCUUUUGAAUGGAGUAGACGGACACGGCCAACGAGCACAGUUUGAAGAUCACCAGGCGCAAAAGACACUUAGCUGUCGUAGUGAUUUUGAAAGCGAAUGUUCAAGACCACGUAUGAGCGGUUGGUGGACUGCUCUCUACAACGCGCUUUUUCGAUGA